UAUUAUACAGAGAGUUCACAAGAGUACAACGAUAAUAAAAACGAAAAAGUGAAAAUUUUGACACUAUUUGCUAGAGCCACUGGUAGAAGAAACAAAAUGUGCGUGUUUACGGCAAAUGAUGGCCAAAAAUGGCGGCUAAACCACCGAAGCCGCCAGCUACUUUUUUGAAGCAAAGUAGUCACAAUAACAACGACGCCGACAACGAUAAUAACGGCAACAGCAACAACAGUAAUCCUAGUACCUCGGCUGCCACUGCAGCAGCAACACCCACCACGCCUACCUCCGGCGCGACACACGCGACCAACGCUGAGACAUACAGCAAACUGGGCAUAAAGCGUUACAAUAGUCGCGAAAAUCUACUCAACAACAUCGCCAACGAUUACAACUACAACGAAAACGACACCGAAACGAAAGGCAAUAAUUUGGAAGGAGCAGUUGCCGCCGCACGUCACGCUUGCAACUGCACGAACAUAAGUAUUAUGCAUCUCUUUCAUGAGAUGAAGCAAGAGUUUCCGACCAUACCCGAUCCGAUUGUAGCGCAGUGUGUCAACGAUAAUUGCCAUCAACGUGAGAAUUGCAUACAGAUGUUGCGGAAUGAGUUGGCACUAAAUCCGAUACCAGUGCAAACGUACCCAGCGAAAGUAUUGCAACAACAUCACAUCAACAAUCAGCAACACAACAAUCUGCAGCAACAAAAGCAGUUGCAACAACGACAAAAGAGUCCACAACAACCAGCGCAGACACCGCACACACCGCCACAACCACCGCAACGCCUUAAAAACGCAUCGCCGCAAAAACCCGCAACACCGUUACGUCCCAUACGCGCAGCGCCUACACAGCCGCCGUCUGCGGCGACGCUGCAGCGCGUACGUGCUGAAAUCAAAUAUAGUGCCGUUACACCUCAAGCCAAUUGUGAUAGUGUUGAGUUAGUGCAAAAUAGUAGCAAUUUAGCAAAAGAUGUUAAUAGUGUUCAAUUACCGUGCAAUAAUCAGUGUAACAAUAGCAACAACAAUAGUGCUGCCGGUGAUUCGCCCAAACAAGCGUGUGAUAUGCCCGUGACCGCGAACGCGAACGCGUCUGUUGAAUGCGCGCGCUCUGCCGACUUUAUAACGGCGCUCAAUCGAAUUGCCGCGAAUCAUCAGCCCUCGACGCCACAAUUGCCGGCCACCGGUGCGCGCGCACGUCCCAAUACGCUCAACUUGCAAGCAUCGCAGCAGCAACUGCAGCGCCAGCAGUUGAACAAACAACUGCAACAGCAUUUGCAGCAGCGCAGCCAAUUGAAACAACAACAACAGCCAGCGAGUGGCGUAGCCGCGGAUCCACCGCUACAGAAGCCGAUACGCAAAGCGCCGUUGCCGCCGAUCGCGCCAAAGCCAGUAUUUCACAAUAAUAUCAGCUACAACAACAACAACAGCAGCAACAACAACAACAAUAAUAGCGGUGGAAAUUCACCACAAUGGCAGAGCGUCGGCAGCUGCUCGAGCGAAUCGGCUUUGACGAGUCCGUUAAGCUCGUGCGGCGAAAGCGAAGUAUCUGCCAAUGCGGGAUGUUCGCCAUCGCAAGCUUUUACGCUCAGCCAUAUCAAUAACAAUCGGCAAAAUAAUAACAACAAUAACAACGUUGUUGCUUCCACUUAUCAGCCACAGCAAACAUCACCGCUGCGUUCGCCUAUACGCCACCGCUCAGUUAUCACCGUACAGCCAGAGCCGCCAUACGCGCGCGACUUUCUACCGUCCGCAAAAAUUAGCACCGUCGCAAAUUCCACCGCCGGUGGUAGUGGUGGCAGUACGCCAACAAGUCAGAAAAGCUUCACCUCAGUCAAUUUGACAUUACGUCAACCGACCAACGCUGUACCACAAUCAACCAUAGACAUCUCUGCCGGUCCGGUGUUGAGCGGCAAUGGCAGUGGUCUGACCUAUUCCAGUACAUCGUAUAAUGCACGUCACGGUUUUCAGCAAAAUUUCCAUAUAACAGUCACCGAGGAAGGCGGUGUAUUUAAUGCCAGUCGCAUACGCCCACGUAAUAAUAGUGGUUACUACGCCAGCAUUGAGGGUGUGAACACAGCAGACGGACCAACGGGCGGCACGGGCCAAGCAGCGACUACGUCACAACAACAGCAACAAACGCCUACGACAAUAUUGCGUUCGCCAACAGCGCAAACAGCACAAUUUAUUGCGCCGCCGGCGCCACUGACAACGGCAAGCAGUGAGGACAUGUGUCUGCCAUUGGAGAAUAGUGCUUUCAUCGAGACCAUAAAGCGUCAGAAGGCGCGGCGUGACAAGUUGGCCUCGGCACUGCGGGAGAACAAAAAUAAGCUUGGCAAUGUCGAGGAAGAGGUCAAAAUGCUAACCGAACCCUUGAAUCCCGGCGAAUCUGAGAGACUGGAUUAUGAAAUAGAAAGAUUACGCACUGACUGUCAACAAACAUUGAAUGAAAUCGAAAAUAUCAGACGUUACGGUCAGCUAAGCGAAGACGAGCGACUGAAACAACAACAGCAGCAGCAGCAACAGCAACAACAACAAGCAUUCCCACGGUGGCAACGGCCACCACGACCGCCACCACCACAACAACAACCGCAAAGUCCCUACCAACAAUACCAGCCAACUGAAGUAGAUUUCCAGCAGCAACAAUACAACACACCUGGCAGUGUCGGUAGCACCGCCGGCAUUGUUGGUGUUAUUGGUAGUGGACAUAGUAGCGCUGUAGGCACACCCAACUCACCGCGCUUGCAGCAAACGCCACCAACGCAACGCGUGAACUAUGUCGGCCAACCGCCACCAUAUCAGCUGCCAUCAACCGACGAGGAGGACUACUCCGAUUCGAAUACCGAUGGCGGUGACGACUAUGAACCGCUCGAACGCUGGCCCUGCUCCAUGUGUACAUUCCUCAAUCAUCCACAGCUGAACAUAUGCGAGGCGUGCGAAUGUGUGCGCAUCAUACCCGAACCCAUUUUGAGUCGAGAGGAUAUACAUAUCACGCUAUCACCAGGCGAGAACAGUAAGUUAACACAGAGGCAUACGAGUAUGUACAUAUGUAUCUAAGCAUAUUAGAGUGUCCGUUAUAUUUCAAGUUGAUUAUUUUUAUUUUUGCAAAUGAUAUCUGAAGUCGCUUGCCAUAAAAACAAGGUUCUGACGUAAAAAAGCUAUUUAUCUUUUUUUUUUCAAUGUGAUGGUAUUUUAUAAUGAGUGGUAUUCUAAAAGCAGAUUCCACUCAACAAAAAAGAUCAUAAUGAUUUUCCUUUUAGCUGAGGCCGUUUCCUCAAGGUCUGGUUAGCAGCCAUUUGCCUAUUAAAAAAGUUUUGGUUAAAAAAGUGUUAUUUACCGAAAUUUGGCUAAGUUAACCAAAACUUAACUGGCAGAUGGCUGCUAACCAGUUAUUAUUAAGUUGUUGUAGCGGCAGAAUUCUACCGAGCCAGAUGGUACCCAGACAUUGUGAAAACAGCGCUUAAAGUUAUACGCAACUAAAGUUAUGUAUCCAAUAUACUGAUAAGUACACCAUGUCGUAUGAGCAACGCAGAAUGCAUUAAUCACUUAUAUGAAUGCUCAGCACAUUUGGUGUACAAGUUUAACUGCGUAUAACUUUGAAAAAAAUUGUAUGGAAAAAUCAAUACGUUACUAUUUUUGGAACUAUGGAAAAUUUUGUACUAGAAAAUCACGUUUUCAAACUUGUAGAUUUUCUUCGUCAAUGCCAAAUAUAAAAAAAUACGAGGUUAUAUGUAUACAUGGAAAAAGAAAUAUUAUUAUUAUUUAAUGAAAUAAUAAAAUUAAACCUUAACCGUACAAAAUGUAUCAGGCAUGGGAUCUAAGUUGAAAAUACAGAGCUUGUUUACGUUGCAUCAUUAAUUUUAGGGCAAACAUUUAAACUUCAGCAGAGGUUUUCAAAACAAAAAAUAAAAAUUGAGAAAUAACGCACACCUCAUGUUUGGUUAUAUAUCCACACAUAUACUUACAUAUAUAUAUAAAUAUAUAUACAUAGUAUUUGUAAAAAUGUUUCUUGAACUAAUUUUCUAUUAAAUAUUUAUGUCUGCUUCCAGGAAUUGUGCAUUCGUGGGUCGUGUCAUGACAGUCACCGCGUAGGCCAUCAUAACCAUCACGUUUGUUGGUCUACUGAGGAUUAAUAGUACAACUGGCGGCAAAGUAAAUGCGACUGAUAUCUGUUUACAGUUUGGAAAAGACUCGCUCAUGUUGAAGCAGUUGCGCUGCAUAGUUCAACAGCAUUAGCGGAAACUCGUCAUUUUUGACUAGGCCGACGCUUGUUGCAUGGCAUAUUGGCACUAAAUAUCUUAAGGUUAUUUAAAAUGUGUUAUUGUUGACCGCUAAGUGCAGAACGGUAAUUGACUGCAGUGCACGAAAUGUUAAUCGUCUAUUACCACUACUUUUUCAAUAUGCAGAGAUCGUGUCGGCUUUAUUUUGAAGUUAUGAACUACGGUAGAAAAGCUUUGUUUUAGCGGCAGCCGUCUUGCAUCUUCCGAUUCAAAUGUUUUACAGCUGUGAUGCCGAGAAAUGCCUCAUUUUGCGCCAUGAGGACUGCGUGUUUUAAGCGUUGCUUAUUUUAAUGCUGACAAAGAAUUGAAACUUCAGAACGAAUUAGCUUAUUAUAUUUUUUGUAAACUCACAAAAGUUACCCAAAUAAUGCAAAAUGCAUUGGCUAGCAAAUAUACAUACUUAAGUCGAGAAUUUUGUUUAGUUAUAUACAAAUGUUUGUCGUGGUAGCUGUAAUGCAAAGGUGCUUGAAACGCUUCGCUAAGUUUUCGAAUGAAUGCUGUAAUAAAAAAAAAAAAUAUUCAAGAAUUUUUUAAGUGCUGCUAAUAACACUAUGUGAUUGGUAAAUAAAAAUAUGGCUUUACUUACUUUUAAGAAAUAUUGAUCAGAAAUUAAUUUGAUUUGCGAACACUAAAUAUAUACAGACUAUAGUACAUAUACAUAUAUAGCUUUUUUUGAAAAGAGUGUCAAAAUUACAAAGUUAAACUCGGAAAAACAGAACAAAAUAAAUUUAUAACAGGCGUGGGAGGUAAUGCUUUCACAAAUCGGUCUUAUAGCAGUUGUAAUAGAUAAUGCUAUGAAUUUUAAAUUUUUUUAAAUUGUUCGAUAAAAAGGUUUAUUAACUUGUCAUGUCAUAAAGAUUUGAUGUUGUACGCUUUUAAUUAAAUAACUAUUUCGAACAAGUAGGCAUAUUGUGAUUUUUAUUUUGGAAAAAAAACAGUAACUGA
Messenger RNA from Bactrocera tryoni, 5209 nucleotides. RefSeq names its product formin-J-like. The transcript has 5 exons. Bases 129 to 3041 code for a protein of 970 amino acids. The record is from RefSeq and is a predicted model, not a curated record. NCBI's taxonomy places the organism in Eukaryota, Metazoa, Arthropoda, Insecta, Diptera, Tephritidae. Gene Ontology annotation, molecular function: ubiquitin binding.